UAUUUUGUCUCCGACAUCAUCUUCUUUCAGCGUGCUGACAGGACUUGCUGCGCUAGCUCGCCGUGGCGUCGAAGUUGCACCUUCGAACGUUCGUCGUUAACCAAUAGCGCUGAGGCUGAUAAGAACUUCUUGUUCGCGAGAUGCAGCAGUGAGGCCGUUCCAUUAAUCGGAACAUCUAUCUGUUUACUUUCUUGAAACCUCCUGAAUUUGUUUGUACUUCUCACUACUUUUAACUUUAGCCUUACCAUGGCGUGCGAGAGAGAGAGUUCCGUUGCGCCACGUCUAGGUGGAAAUACUGCGCUUGUAACAUUCGUUGCAGUGAUUUUCGCUUUUGUUGGAGAGACCCGACUCACACAGUAUGUCCAGACAACACUGGGUUACCAGCACUCAUUCUUUCUAUUUUACGUCGUGCAUUCAUCAUUCGCGAUAUCUUUUCCAUUGCACCUCGGAUAUCUCCUCCUGACGACCCGCCAUUCCCCUCGUGCUCUGCUAUCUGGAUUAUCUAGCGCUAUCACCGCUCAGUUGACACCCCAAGAUCCAAGAAGCAUCCGCUCUUCACAAUUUCCUUUGUCUCGAUUUCUGGUCGUGAUCCUCACCAUGACUGCUGUCUACAGUAUACCUGCCCUGCUGUGGUUUAUUGCUGUCGUAUAUGCCCCUGUCACCGACGUCACUGCCAUUUGGAAUGCUAAUGCCUUCUUCGCCUACGUCUUUAGCGUCAAGCUGCUGAACCUGAAUUGGAGUCUUGUUCGGAUGUGUGCUGUUUGCCUCGCCACUGCUGGAGUGCUCACUAUCGUGUAUGGCGACAGCACACCGUCAAGUACAACCGCAGCUAUGACUGUCGCCCUAACUCCUUCACCUUUCUUUGGCGACAUUCUGACUCUGGUUGCAUCCGUGAUAUACGGUCUGUACCAAGUUCUUUACACGAAGUAUGCAGCGCUGCCAUCAGACCCGAAGCUAGUUGCCGAGUCUGCGCAUUAUACCCAUGUCCCAGCUUCGGCGGAGCAGGCUGACGAUCAGGAGAUAGUAUCACCGCCUCUAGUCACCAAUAAUGAAUUCGCGUAUUCACUUCCAUUCGGCCUUCAUCCUAAUUUCCUCACCGCGUCCAUCGGCGUGUGCACCUUGUUCGUGUUUUGGGUACCCCUUCCUGUGUUGCAUUACUACGGUAUUGAAGAGUUUGCGCUUCCAUCCGACAUGGUGACCUUCGCUGCGAUUGCAGGAAUCUGUGCCACUGGCGUUAUAUUUAACGCAGGCUUCAUGAUCUUGUUGGGAGUCUGGGGCCCGAUAGUUACUUCCGUUGGGAGUCUACUUACAAUCGUCCUUACACUCAUUUCGGAUUUGAUGUUAGGCUCCGUCGGUUUGACUGCCGGGGGAUUACUGGGAGCAGGCAUGAUUGUAGGGGCUUUCGCGGUGCUUGCUUAUGAUGUGUUCCAGAGUUGACAGUAUUUUAAGUUAUACAAUAGAGCGAGCUUGGUUGAUACUCAUCAAUCUUAGAGUUUUCCCUUUGCAUAAUUUGGCGAACACCGAGAACGUCACGCGUCACCGUUCACUUGGACACAUCCCGUUGGUCCAAGUCACUAAAUUAGAUCUUUCGUGU
This is a messenger RNA of Suillus clintonianus, 1594 nucleotides long. RefSeq lists its product as uncharacterized. The record is from RefSeq and is a predicted model, not a curated record. The coding region runs from base 247 to 1437 and encodes 396 amino acids. Lineage: Eukaryota; Fungi; Basidiomycota; Agaricomycetes; Boletales; Suillaceae. The transcript is spliced from 5 exons.